AUCCGGCGUCGGAGGUUUGAAUAGCCCCGGGGGCAGAAUCGAAAAUGAUUCUGGAGCAGAGGAGGCCUUGGGAUUGCGGCCUGGGACUGGAGGCCGGGGCGUAGCUGAAUGGCAAGAGAGAGAGCUCCAGGGACGACGAGAACCAGAGCCAGGGUUCUGAGUUCAGGACAUGAGUUGGAGGAUGAACUGAUCCUGAGGUCCAGCUACCUCGAGGACCUUGCUGUGCCUGCUGCAAACUGACCCAGUGUUUGGGGCACCUGAAGCACCUUUAGCUGGAGUCAUUGGAUAUUUUAUAUCUAGUUCAAGUGUCCUGUGGAGGGAGAUGCCGUCAUUCAAAAAGAGGCUUCUGGCUCGGCUCCAGGGCCCACUGAACCAGCUCCAGAGCCAACUGGACCUACGUGUGGGCUGCUCAGUCUGCUCGAAGCCAUUGAAUGAGAGCACGUAUAUAUGGGAUUCCAUAGAACACAAUUGCCCCCGUGAGAUCCUCCUGGCAAGGGCCAAGGGAGCACCUGAGCAUAAAGAAUGGAGAAAGGUUGGACGCAGGCCGAGCUUCCCUCGGCCCAGACGUUAUGAAGUGUGCCGCUACUACAAAGCUGGGAUGGGCUGCAGGAAACACCACAACCAGUGCACAUUUGCCCGAAGCUUAGAGGAAGCACUGGUUUGGACUUUUGAGAGGGAAAAUGAUAUCCCCAGACUAUGGCUGAAAGCUAAAGUACAGGGCAGCUUGUACCAAGGGACUCCCAGGAUCCUGACUGCAGCUGAAGAAAUAGGGGCUGAAUUUGGAGGCUAUUUUCAGGAACUCUGUAAGCCUUGCUUCCGGAACUGCCCUCCACAGGUGACCAUCCGGGGUCCAAAUCUGCCGUGCCCACAGCAUGGGGCCUCUAACCUGCUUAUCGUACACAUAACAAGUGAGGGUCUUAGAAAGAAACAGCUAGUGGAGAUCCGGCCUCUGCCCCGGCAAAACCACCUCCUGGAAUAUUGUAUGUAUGUGUCUCGAGGACAUCCAUGUCGGCAUGGGGUUGUUCGCUGUCAGUAUGCUCACAGUGAUGUGGAGAAGGUUGUGUGGGAAGCUGAGUCCAUAGGCUACCUGACUCGCUCUGACUUGCUUAAGCUUCCAGCCACACUGGAAUCUGGAGCAGGGGCUCGGACCAGUGGUGAGGAUGGUGGUAGAAAUGGGAGCCCAUCUGCUUCACCCCAGAUUCAGCUAUAUUGCCGAGCCUGCCUCGUGACCUGCAACUCCCAAGAGAGUUUUGAGAACCAUUGCUCAACCCUGGAGCACACACAGAUGGUGUCCUAUGACCAGGGGGCCCUGUGGGAAUACCGAGCGCCCCCCAUGGGGCUCCGCAAAUUCAAACUUUGCAGCAGGCAGGAUAUCUGUGAGUAUGGAAAUGGAUGCACCCAGGCACACUCCGUGGAAGAGCUUCAGGAAUGGAUUGUGCGGGCUCAGGCAGCCCAGAUAAGAGAGGAAUCAGCCCGGCAGGAUGGACUUCUCUCCUACCAGGACCGGCUUUUACAUGAAUAUCAGCACUGCAGCCGUGAAAUGCUGGUGAUGUCCGAGUCUAUACGUGAUGUAACUGUGCACUGUGACCAGCCCUUACAAUGCCGGGUAGAGGACAAGAAAUCGCAAUGCAGAUGGAAAUUUAUCAUCCGUUCUAAGGACCCGCUUCAGCACGUGGCCCUCCUCAGACGUCAGAUGGGAGCAAUCUUUUCCUUGGUGAGUCCCGGCCUGCCACGAGGACAGCUUUACGCCCAAGGCUCAAGGUUCCACGUGCAGGGUGCAGCGAUGACCUUCCAGGUGGAGGUGCUGGUGGAGUGUAUCACCUUUGGCAGCUACCAGCAGUGGGUGGCUUUUGACUUUGGACGUCGGCCCGUCCUGGUACAGAAGCUACACGUGCAAGUGGGACAGAGGGAAGCCCGUGGGAUCCUGCCCAUCUGUACGCAGGACCACGACUGUCUUCUUGAGUUGAUACGCUGGCACAGUGGAAAUCGUUGCGUGGUGCCCAGUGCGGCUAGGACGGCUGAACAGAUGAAGCUACUAGCCAAGUACAAAGUGAGCCCCCAGGAACUAGAAUACUACAAGUCAAUGGCCUCUGACCAGAUCCCCAUAACUCCAGUCAACUAUCGGGACAGGAUGCACCAAUUCUUGUAUGUAGAAGAGGAGGCUCGGCAGGAGCUGGUGGCCAAACUGAACCUUCAGGUGGAAGUCACAUUAACCUCCAAGAUGCAGACCUUGGCAAUGGGCAUGAAGCUUGCACCACCUGGGGAAUUGUACGCCAAGGUUCCAAUCCCUUGCUCCCUGACACCAGACACAGACCAGGGCUAUUUGCUAAGUAGAGCUGUUAGCACUGCUUACGUGGCACCUGUCCCUGCCCCUGACAAUCGUGUGUAUGAGGUUUGGGUGGAAGUCAAGGCCACUUCGGAGCAGAAUGUGUGGCUUCUGCUGCCAGCCCACUGCUGCUCUGCCUUGGGACUUAAGGAUGAAGAUACACAGCUCAUGGAAAUCCAGUUUCAAAUUGACAAGACUGUAUUUGGGUUAUGGCACCAAGCCGUUGAUGCACUUCAGGAUGACAGACUGGUGGUACCUGAUGUACCUACCUGUUCUCUGCCUUCUUUGAGGCCACCUCCCCAGGAGCUCCGUGGUAAUCCAAAACAGAAGCAGGCCAUCUCUUUUAUCACAGGCACAGCUGGUAGUCGACGUCGAGUGCCUCCACUGCUCAUUUAUGGCCCAUUUGGGACAGGCAAGACAUACACGCUAGCUAUGGCCACGCUAGAGGUUAUCAAACAACCCAACACAAAAGUGUUGAUCUGUACCCACACCAACAGUGCUGCUGACAUCUACAUCCGUGAGUACUUUCACGCCUAUGUCACAACUGGACACCCUGAGGCUGUGCCACUGAGGGUCAAAAACACUGAAAGCUUCCUCAGCCAGACAGACCCAACCACACUGCAGUAUUGCUGCCUCUCAGAUGAUGGACGCUCCUUCUGUUUCCCAACUCAGGAGAAACUAAAGCAGCACCGCAUUAUAAUCACGACCACUACUUUAUCCCACUCCCUGUGUGUGUCACCUGGUUUUUUUUCCCACAUUCUCAUUGAUGAGGCUGCUCAGAUGUUAGAAUGUGAAGCGAUAAUUCCACUGGCCUAUGCCACCCAGAACACUCGCAUUGUGCUGGCUGGGGACCACAUGCAAAUCACCCCCAAACUCUUCAGCGUGGGGGCCAGGAAGUCUGCUGAUCACACACUGCUCAAUCGGCUAUUCCAGUACUACCAGCGGGAGACUCAUGAAUUGGCUUCCCAGAGCAGGGUCAUCUUCCAUGAAAAUUACCGUUCCACUGAAGCCAUCAUUUCCUUCGUGUCUAGGAAUUUCUAUGUGGCUAAGGGCAACCCUAUUCAGGCUAGUGGACAGAUCCCUGGCCACCCAUGCAAGUAUCCGCUCAUGUUUUGCCAUGUGGCUGGUACUCCUGAGAGAGACAUAACAAUGACAUCAUGGUUCAACAGGGCCGAGAUAGUGGAGGUGAUUGAGAAGGUGCAAGAAUUCUAUAGUAUCUGGGCCUACCAAUGGAAUAGCCCUGAUCUGAAGCAAAUUUGUGUUGUGUCUCAUGGUUCUCAGGUAAAAACACUGAGGCAAGAACUGAGGAAGAAACAACUGGGAGAAGUAGCAGUGGAGAAUUUUGAAAAUCUGCCAGGUCGAGAGUUCCGAGUGAUCAUCCUCAGCACAGUCCACACCCGGGACAGCCUGCUCAGCAGCUCGGUCCCCCACCUGGAAUUCUUCAGUGAAGCCCGAGUGCUGAACACAGUGAUGACCAGGGCCCAGUCACAGGUGGUUGCUGUGGGUGAUGCUGUGGCCCUUUGUUCUUUUGGACGUUGCAGCAAGGUAUGGAAGCACUUCAUUCAAGAGUGUGUAGAGAUGCACAGCGUGUCCCCUGUGGACCUCACUAUGGAACAAAUUAAGCAAGAUGUGGCACACAGACAGCGCUGGGCCUGGCAAAAAGGACUGCACCCUGUGAAGGUCCCCAGGGAAGAGCAAUUAGAAGAGGAGGACAAUAACAAUGACAUUCCUUCGUGGGUGUCUGAUGCCGAACUCAAUGCUGAUGACCCCAUCCUGCAGGAGUUGCUGGAUGAGAGCAAGAAUGUGGCAGUGACGGUAACGGAGGAUGGGCUGCUGAAUGUGACAUCAGGUGGACGGUCCCGUCAUCAAGGGCAACAGUAUUUAAGCUUUCCUGUGCCAGUGUUGCAGAAAUAUCUACGCAUGCAGCCCAAGAUAUAUAGGAAAUGUGAACUGAUUAAGGAGGCCUUUGAGAAGGCAUCUGCCUUCACCAUAGAUGACUCCCCACCCCUCAUUAUUCAAAUCAGAGGGCGCACCAACUGUGGUAUGGCCUUCACUGGUGACCAAGUUCUAGUGGAAAUCCUGACCCCAGAAUUGGAGGAACAGGGGUAUUCCUGGCGCCCCAUGGGCCGAGUGGUAGGUGUACUGGAAAGGGGUGACCGUGAACUCAUCUUCAUAUGCAAGAUGGAUGAGUUUGAUCCCCGAGUAAUGAUUCCCAUUGACCCUUCAGUCACCAAGAUCUUUGUACCAGAGCUAAAGGAUAAGCCCAACACUAUUCCCAUCCGCCGUUUACAACGAGGACACAUUAAACUUAUUAGCUACGAGAAGAUAACAGAGGAGACCAAGCGCAAUCAGCUCUUUCGUGUACAGAUCAUCUCCUGGAAAGAGAGGUUCUAUUAUCCAUUAGGUAUCAUACUUGAGAUUCUUCCCUUGCCUUUGACCUUAGAACAAGGUUUUAAGAUUCUGGACAUGGAAUACUCUCUGAAUGCCAAUGGAAGAUACCCAACUCCUGUCAUUAAGGAAGUGAACCAGCACAGCUGCAAUAAACUUAGUCUGCACCGGGGACAGUGGAAGGACUGCCGGGAUUAUUUAACCUUCACUGUGGACCCACAGGGCUCCCGGGAUCUGGAUGAUGCUAUUAGUGUCCGGGACCUGGGAAGCCAAUAUGAGAUAGCUGUCCAUAUAUCUGAUGUGGCCAGUUUCAUGCCAAAAGAUGGGGCACUUGAUCGUGAGGCUAGGAAGCGAGGUGCCACAUAUUAUGCUCCUGGAAAGGAUCCUGUGGCCAUGCUCCCAUCCAGGCUCAGCCAAGACCUAUUCAGUCUCCUUCCCCAACAAGAACGUCGAACCAUCUCCCUGAUUCUUACAGUGGAGAAGGAAGGUGACCGAGUAGUACAAUGGCAUAUCACGCCAUCUAUGAUAUGCUCCAACCUCCAGCUGACUUAUGAGGAGGCUGAAGUUAUUAUUAAAAGUCAUCCUGGUGGUGGGGCCAGGCUGCCUCUCCGGCUGGGCACUGUGGAAGGCUGUGUUGUGGCUGCUUAUCACUUUUCCCAAGUCCUCCGCCGAAGCCGCCUUCAGGGAGAUUGCUACUAUGACCAACCAGAUGAAGAUAGCCCUCUUGGUUCACGUAGCUCCCACCAGAUGGUUCAGGAACUUAUGAUCCUAUUCAAUAGCUAUGUAGCUGAAUUCCUGGUGCACAAGGAUAACACAAAGUUGAUCACCCCACUGAGGUGCCAGGCUGAGCCCAAUCCUCAGCAAAUAGCUCAACUAAAGGAAAAGUACAAUCACUUGCUCCCUCUGUCCCUCCAUCUCUCUUACCGUCUCUCUGGCCAGACCACCAGUACUUCCCGAGCAACCAGCUCAGGUCACAACCUUUGCAUCCUGCGUCCACUUUGGGACCACCUGUGUCAGGCUGCUGACAGCAAAGACUAUAACAAGAUGGUGGACCUCAUUGCCACAGAUGACAUCCACCCCACUCUGGCCCCAGCUGGGCUGGAGUUCCGAAAGCUGCUCAGCCGUUCCUACUUUAGCCGCUCAAACUCUACUAGCUUGUCCAGGACUGGACACUACUCAUUGCAGGUGGACUGGUACACUUGGGCAUCGUCCCCCAUAAGGCGCUACAUUGAUGUGGUGCUCCAGCGGCAGCUCCAUGCUGCCAUGGGCCAGGGCCAGCCUGGCUAUUCCCCUGAAGAUAUUGACUUGUUAUGCCAUGACUUCAACCGAAAAAAUGGGCGUGCGCAGGCUUAUGAGCGCAAGGCCCACUGCCUUCACCUGGCCACCCAGCUUAAGGCCCAGCUGCUGACAAAGUUGUGCUUUGUCGUGAAUGUGGAAUCUGCGAACCGCUUUUUUAAGGUGAUUUUCCCCAUGAACCGGGAUACCCUGCCUGACCCCCAUCUUGUCAAUUAUCGUGCUCUGCAAUUGGUAGAGCAGCCCACCUUCAUCCUCGAGCGUCAGAACAUAAAGUUGGUAUGGAGGAGGCGAAUGUACUCUCUGGAUAAGGGCAAAGCAUGGACUCCAUCCUCCAAAACGCUGGUGGACACACAUGUCAUGCCAGUAAGCAGUGUCAUCUGGCAGGACCUGCUAGUGGCUGUCCAGAACCAGAACUUUCAGAAGGCAGCAGCCUUGCUCAUUAGGUCUAGAGGGGCUGCCCAGACUGCCUACCAUCGGCCCCUAGGCCAGGUGAUUCGAAGCAAGUGCUCCCACUAUGUAGAGGUGGUCCUAGAGCUAAGUACUGGGGAUGCACUACAGAUGCAGCUGACCACUGAUGUCCAAAGGGGCUUCCUUGUACCCUCCAUCCAGAUGUGGAUGUUGACACCAGGUUUUGCCAUUUGCCUGGAGCAUGCUGAGAAACCCAUUGACUGCUUUUCCCGCUACGCUUCCCAGGCAGCCAAGGAUGUGUACUCUGAGGCACAAGAAUAUUCCCGGGUGUGGGAACCGCUCUGUGCCAUGGAGUCAGCUUCUAGUGCUGUGGCUGAGAAUGACUCUAUUCUCUUGCAUGGUGUUCCCAUUACCUGGGACCAAGAGCGGAACAGCCAGGGACAGAUGCAAGGUUCCUUCUGCUUAACCUAUAGCUUCCUUAAGGAAUGUGCAAUUGAUAUCAACUUCAAUUUCUGCUACCUCUGCAUCCGGUUGGAGAACCUAAAACUCCAGGGUCCAGUAGAAGAGGAGGAGGAAAAGGAGAAAGGAAAGGAGGCUGCUCUGUGCCAAGGCUUUAGGAAGCUCAGUUUGGGCAAGAAGGCAGUAGACCCACCCAUGGUCAAUACUCUUGACUCUUGUUUGAAUGUAGACCCUGACACCUAUACCUGGGUGGCUCAUGGGCUAACAGAUGAGAUAGAUCAGGAUGCCAAAAAGGUUGACCGAAGAGAAGAGCGACAGAGAAUCCAUUUUUCCCUGCACCAUGUAGCCAUGGAUGGCAUCCCUAUGGAGGUCACCAGAAAGGGAGCUUGCUUCACCAUUGAGAUUAUCCCAAAACUACUGCCAGAUAUCCGGAAAGAGGAAGCCAUCUGGAAACUGAAAUAUGCCUCACCACUUGUCACCGGCAUUGCCUUAGGCCAGCCCAUCAAGGAAGUGUCCUGCAUGGCCAUGAAGUCCAGUGUCCUGAAGCGUCAGACCUUUGACAUCCCACGAGGAAAAUUCAGGCUCAAUAAGAGUCAGAACAGUGCUGUGCUAGAGGCUCUUCAAAAGCCUUUUACUCUCAUCCAAGGGCCACCAGGCACUGGGAAGACGGUGGUCGGGGUCCAUAUUGUAUACUGGUUCCAUAAGCUUAACCAGGAGAAGCCUGAGACUGCGCCAUUGCCCUUGAAAGGGGAGAAGAAAGACAAAGGGGAGAAGUGCAUCCUAUAUUGUGGACCAUCCAACAAAUCUGUUGAUGUUGUUUCAGAAAUCCUCCUUCAAUGGAAGGAAGAGCUCAGGCCAUUGCAAGUAUAUAGUGAACAGAUGGAGGCCAUGGAAUUCCCUGUACCAGGGAGCUACAGAAACAUGUUUCGCAGAAAUAUCCGAGAAGGGAAGCCAAAACCUGAGCUCAGAGACAUCAUUCUCCAUCAUCGUAUCCGGAUGCCGUCCAAUCCGUUCUCUCGCAGGAUUAUGGAAUUUGAUACCAGAGUGAGGAUGGGGGAUCAGUUCUCGGAGGAAGAGAUUGAACUAUAUAAGUCAAUCACUAUGAAGGCCCGGAUACAUGAAUUAAGUACCCACGACAUCAUCCUUUGUACCUGCUCCUGUGCGGCCUCCUCCAUUCUCACUAAGCAGCUCAACAUCAAACAAAUUCUCAUUGAUGAAGCUGGCAUGUCCACAGAGCCUGAGAGCCUCAUCCCCCUCGUUAACUUUCCCCAGGCUGAGAAGGUGGUGUUGCUAGGGGACCACAAACAGCUUCAACCUUUUGUAAAGAAUGAUCACUGUCAAAAUCUGGGCUUGGAGAAGUCCCUCUUUGAGCGCUACCAUCGUCAAGCCUGGAUGCUGGACACACAGUACCGAAUGCACGAGGAUAUCUGCAAAUUCCCUUCCAAAGAAUUUUAUGACAACAAACUGAAGACUAGUAUGGAACUAAGGCGAACGCCAAGUGUCUUCAGCCACCAAGGCCAAGAAAGCUGCCCCAUUAUCUUUGGCUAUGUCCAGGGAGAGGAAAAGAGCCUUUUGGUCUCCACAGAAGAAGGAAAUGAAAACUCCAGGGCCAACCAGGAUGAAGUGGAGCAGGUGGUUCGAAUAGCAAAGCAACUGACCUUGGAUAGGACCAUAAAACCCAAAGACAUUGCGAUCCUCAGCCCAUACAAUGCCCAGGUGUCAGAGAUCAACAAGCGGCUCUCAAAGGAGGGAAUUACUGGAGUGACCGUCUCCUCCAUCAAAAAGAGCCAAGGAAGUGAGUGGCGAUAUGUUAUACUAAGUACAGUUCGAUCCUGCCCUCUUGGUGAGAUUGAUGGGAGGCCCACCAAAAGUUGGCUGAAGAAACACCUGGGAUUUGUCAGUGACCCACAUCAGGUCAAUGUGGGGAUCACUCGGGCCCAAGAGGGGCUCUGCAUCAUUGGAAAUCACUACCUCUUGAGUUGCUGUCCAAUGUGGCACCGGCUCAUUGAUUUCUACACCAAGAAGGGAUGCUGUGUCCUGGCUUCUUCAGUGCAAGUCUGUCAGAGGCCAGCUGUCUGCCACUAAGACAUAGCCCUCAUAGGCCUUUUCUCUUGGGCCAGAAGGCUUAUUUGUGCACUCAGAGGUGGAUAGUCAAUGGCUACCCCUUUCUCCCUGUCCCCAUGAUGGCUUUGCAAUCUCUUUGAGACUUUUUCCUCUCCGACACCAGGAAUGUCCAGCAUCUUGUACUUUAUUUUACAAAAUGCCAAUGAGAAAACAAAAUUGACCAAAAAUCCUUCCCUUUUUUCUGUCCCCUUUUCCCAGCCAAGGGAGCCGCACUUAGUGCAUCCUCAUGUGCCUUUUGUGACUGCAGCCAGUGGGGACUGAUGGAAUCUGGGGGACUGCCUCUGAUGUCUAGCUUAUAUGAACUCAAUAGACCAAAGCGGACCAGGACCAAGCCUUCAGAGAGAACCAGCAAUAACAUGAAUCUUUAGAAAAAUUUUUCUCCUCUCCUACCCCCUGGAGGGAAGGAGGAAACUAUUAUUAUUUGAAUAUAAAAACCAUUUGGCUUUUUAAUCUUAGAGAAAAAGGAUAAGGAGCAGGUUGAGGAGUAACCCAGACUCUUCUUGCCCUAUUUUAAGUGCUCUUAGUAAGAGUGUUCUGGCCAGAUUGUUGACUGAGAAGCCUCCAGGUGCAGUGUAGCCUCUUCUCUGUCCAUGCAGAGUGAGGGGUUUGGGGAGGCCCAAGGGAUUUCUGCUGUAAACCCAACUCUGGAGUUCAUCCUUGGUGCUGAUCUGAGAAGAUUCUGGGUGAAGCAAGAGAACCCUUAGAGAAGCUGCUUAAAAACAAACAAACAAACAAA
Messenger RNA from Vombatus ursinus (common wombat), 9737 nucleotides. It is a transcript of the gene HELZ2, whose product is annotated as helicase with zinc finger 2. The coding region runs from base 323 to 8962 and encodes 2879 amino acids. Gene Ontology annotation, molecular function: metal ion binding; RNA nuclease activity; 5'-3' DNA helicase activity. The transcript is spliced from 20 exons. Lineage: Eukaryota; Metazoa; Chordata; Mammalia; Diprotodontia; Vombatidae. The record is from RefSeq and is a predicted model, not a curated record.